AAGUUUGAGAGAGGCCUUUGAAAUGUUAGGUGAGACCUUGGUGGAAAAGCCACCACCAAUGGAGGGUGUGGAAGAUUUGCAACCGACACCUGAAGGCCGUGCCAGGACAUGGACAUGGAUCGUUUUUGCCGGAGCUUGGGCCUCCAUGAUGAUCAAUGCAGCGACCUUUUCCAGCGGUGCAGCACUGCUGAGCUUGGGGCUGUCUGUGCCAGAGACACUGGUGGCAUCGGCGAUCGGUGCGGUGCUGUUGGUGGCAGGAUCAGUUCUCAAUGCAGCAGCAGGUGUCAAGUAUGGCAUUCCUUUUCCUGUGUUUGCUAGAAGCUCCUUUGGAAGUGCCGGUGCACACUUUUGCACGCUCUCGCGUGGUGCUGUCGCGAUCAUGUGGCUGUCCUUCCAGUGCUGGCUGGGAGCUUUGGGCAUCUACACUGGACUUGGAAAGGUUGUUGGUGAGCGCUGGCUGGAGUCAUACCCACUUGGAAGCCAUUUGAAUCUUGCUCAGUUGGUGAUUUUCCUUCUUUAUCUAGUCGCUCAUGGUAUAUUGAUUCAACUUGGGCCUACUCGGCUGAAGAAGUGCAUCAACAUUGUUCUGCCAGUAGUUCUCCUAGGCAUGGCAGGGAUCGCAGCUUGGGCUGCAAGCCUUUCUUCCUUGCAUGAGGCUUUAAGCGCAGCCGAGGAAGAAACUCCAUUGACCAUUGGCUCGAAGGGGGUGGCUUUCAUGGCUGCCAUCAACUCCAGUGUUGGAUCGUGGUCAACUCUGAUGCUCAAUGUGUGCGACUUGAGCCGAUUUUCACCCACCCAGAAAGACCAGGUUCUUGGACAAGCUGCUGGGAUCCCGAUUCCGUUCGUUGUGACCCUUUUCAUUGGUAUGUGGCUCGCUGGGGCCACUUCCGUGGCAUAUGGCAAGGCUGUGUGGCAAAUUCCUCAAUGCUUUGCCUUUUGGAACACGGAGUUCAGCUUGCUUGCAGGAUUUCUAUUGGCCGCAUCCAACCUCCUUGUCAACAUUUUGGCAAACAUCAUCUCACCCAUCAACGACUUGAUGAACUUGGCACCUGAAAGGUUGACCUAUCGUGGCUGCGGCUUCACGGUGUUGUUCUUGUCCCUACUUGUGUGUCCUUGGUGGACCUUUUCAGGAAGAGUGUCAUUUGUCCUCAACUUUUUGUCAGGCUAUGCUAUGUUGACAGGUGCCAUUGCUGGAGUGUUUAUUGCUGACUACUGGAUUCUCAGACAACGUUGCCUUGAAGUACAAGAGCUGUACUCGCCUACUGGUGUGAAUUGGAGGGCAAUGUUGGCGGUCUUGGGUGGAGUGGCUCCUUGUGUUCCUGGUUUCAUCAAUGCAUUGGCAGUCCAUGGUGCAGCCCAGCCAAAUAUCGUCGGACCAUUUUGGGCACACUUGUACUCCGGAGGCUCGUGUUUGUUCUCUUUGGUCGUGUCUGGUGCACUCUACCUCGUCUUCAUGGGAAGCAGCGCAAAGAUGGCCACCUCAGAUUGCGAGGAUGUACAGCUGGAGGCGCUCUAAGACUUUACGGGUCUUAGCCUGCACAUGUACAGUGGUGAAAGGACGCGAGCACUGUAGAUUCUUCGGGUGCAAGCAUCAGAUCUUUGUGUUUGCCACGAUACAUCGAGAGUUAGAUAAUGGAACG
This is a messenger RNA of Durusdinium trenchii, 1640 nucleotides long. The record is from the annotation of a GenBank genome assembly. NCBI's taxonomy places the organism in Eukaryota, Dinophyceae, Suessiales, Symbiodiniaceae.